GCCCUGGGAGCACAGCGGGGGGAGGAAAGGCCCGCGGUGAUGUCUGCCGCCAAGGAGGAAGAUGUCUGCAAUCACGUGAAGGUGGUAGUCCGCGUCCGCCCGGAGUCGCAGAAGGAAAGGGAUGGCAACUUCAGCAAAGUUGUUCAUGUCGUGGACCAGCAUAUCCUGGUCUUCGAUCCCAAGGAGGAGGAGGUUGGCUUCUUUCACAGGAAGAAGCUGGUCCACAGGGAUAUUAACAAAAGAGCGAAGAAAGAUCUUAAAUUUGUGUUUGACGCUGUUUUUGCGGAAAGCUCAUCCCAGCUGGAAGUCUUUGAGCAUACUACUAAAACUGUCCUUGAUGGCUUCCUAAAUGGCUAUAACUGUACAGUGCUUGCAUAUGGUGCAACAGGAGCUGGAAAGACUCACACGAUGCUAGGUUCUCCUGAAGAUCCUGGAGUGAUGUAUUUAACCAUGAUGGCACUUUAUAAUUGCAUGGACCAAAUAAAAGAAGAUAAAAUAUGCAAUGUCGCUGUGUCUUAUUUAGAGGUCUACAAUGAACAGAUCCGCGAUCUCCUGGUGAACUCGGGACCUCUAGCUGUUCGUGAAGAUACCCAGAAAGGGGUGGUAGUUCAAGGGCUAACGUUACAUCAGCCUAAAUCAGCAGAGGAAAUCCUUCAAAUGUUGGAUUAUGGAAAUAAAAAUAGAACACAACAUCCUACAGAUGUAAAUGCCUCCUCUUCUCGGUCCCAUGCUGUAUUUCAGAUUUAUCUAAGGCAGCAAGACAAAACAGCUAGUAUUAGUCAAAAUGUGCGCAUCGCCAAAAUGUCCCUCAUUGACCUGGCAGGAUCUGAACGUGCCAGUGCUACAAAUGCCAAGGGGGCUCGUUUUAGAGAAGGAGCAAAUAUUAACCGCUCCCUCCUAGCUCUCGGAAAUGUCAUUAAUGCCUUGGCUGAUCCAAAGAGCAAGAACCAGCAUAUUCCUUAUCGAAACAGCAAGCUCACACGUUUAUUGAAAGACUCCCUUGGAGGAAAUUGCCGAACAAUAAUGAUAGCUGCUGUUAGUCCUUCUUCUAUGUUCUAUGAUGAUACUUAUAAUACACUUAAGUAUGCAAACAGAGCAAAGGAUAUUAAGUCUUCUUUGAAGAGCAACGUUGUUAGUUUUGACAGCCACAUAAGCCAAUAUGUUAAAAUUUGCAAUGAACAGAAGAAAGAGAUCAUAAUGUUGAAAGAGAAACUGAGAGCAUAUGAAGAACAGAAAGCAAGCGUUGUUAAAAAUUACGAUGCUGCAGUACUUUCAAACCAUCAGCAAGAGGAAAUAAAAAGAUACCAAGAAAUCCUUAAAAAUGUGUUUGCAAACCGUGAAGAAAUCAGAAAAGAAUACCUGAAGCUGGAAAUGCAACUGAAAGUAAACACAUUGAAAACACAUUACCAGAAACAAUAUCAUGAACAAAUCCAACUAAUGUGCUCUGAAGAAAGAGUAGAAAAGGCCACUUCUAAGCGGGAUAAUAGGCUCGCAAGGCUUAGAACCUGCUGCGCACACAUGCAGAAGAAGAAAGAGGAGGAGAUGGAACGCUUUGAGGAAAAUUCCAAUUGGCUGCAUCGAGUUGAAAACGAAAUGCGCCUCCUGGGUCAAGAUGGGAGUAUUCCAAAGGAACUAUGUAAAGAUCUUCAGUGUUGCCAUUUAAACCUAGAAGUUAAGGACCUGAAAGCACAAAUUGAGCACAUGUUAUCACUAGUGUCCCUUCAAGAUCAGCAUUAUAAGCAGACGGAAAAAGUACUAAAUACUUUGCUUCCCGUUCUUCGCAAGCAAUAUCUGAUGUUAAAAGAAGCUGGUUUGUCAAAUGCUUUAAUUGAGACCGAAUAUGGGGAGGUUGAGCAACUGAUUCAAAGGCAAAAAUCAGUAGUUUGGGCUGACCAGACUGGAGAAGAGGAAGACAAUCAAAACCGUGAGCUAGAAGUUUCAACGAUUUUUGCAUUUCCAGAACUUGUGAACAGACAGAACACCCCAUGCUGUACAACUUCUGGUACACCAUCACCAGAAAUGAAGAAAAAUACACAACUGGUGGAACUUGAAGUACCGCAACAGAAGAGAACUAGGCGGAAGCUAAUGGACUCUCCGGUCACAACUCCAAGUCCUGCUGCAUCCAAGCGAUACAGACUCCCUCAUCUGGAGGAUUCUCUAAGCAAGGAGGUUCGCCCCAUCAUCUAUACGCCAGAAUCUUGCAGAAGAUCAGUACAAAGCUGCAGUAUGCAGACUGUGGUAAAGCAAGACUUACACCUUUCAGGCCCUCAGGAAGCGAAUGAAUGCAAUACAAGUAUGCAGCUGAAAAAGGCCAGUGUUAUGGACUUGACAUGUGAUGUUAUCCCAGAGUGUGAUGAAGCUGAUGUGGACUCAACAGUAAUCCUCUAUGAAAGGACAGGUGAAACAAAUGAAGCUUCUGUUGACUCAUCUGUAAAGCAGUCACAGCCAUGCAGCAGUAGCAUUCUGCAAAGAUUUGGUCUCUCUUCCUUGAAAAGCAAAGAUUCUACCUCAAUACUUGAGAAGCCCUCAUAUAUGGCAAUGACUUCUGCUGCUGAGAGAAAACGAAAGGUAUUAAGUUCUACGUCAAACACUGGGUUAGGUAGCCUGAAAGAAGAAGUUUCUGCAAAACGUGUUCGACAGGAGAUUGUGUUAAGCAGUCGAGUUUUGCGAGUACCCAAAAUGGCAGGAAUUGGAAGAAGGAGUUGGAAGGAAGAACGGGCUGUGUCAAGAAAUCUUGCUAGAAGCCUUUCUGAAGGAAAUGUAGCACUUGGUGCUAAAUCAAGGACAUCAAAAAAUCUUCUACUUCAUGUUUGCAAGAAAAAAAAUAGGAUUUAGGUUCAUCCGUAAUUCAAGCCAGUUUAAUGUAAAGCAAGUGAGAACAGUGACUUUGCUUUCCCUCUUGUGAAUUUUUUUGUCUGUCAAUAAAGAUGUCUCAGUAAUACAGAACUUCAAAAAA
Messenger RNA from Oxyura jamaicensis (ruddy duck), 2956 nucleotides. RefSeq names its product kinesin family member 18A (gene KIF18A). Gene Ontology annotation, biological process: microtubule-based movement. Gene Ontology annotation, molecular function: microtubule motor activity; ATP binding; microtubule binding. The record is from RefSeq and is a predicted model, not a curated record. Bases 40 to 2835 code for a protein of 931 amino acids. NCBI's taxonomy places the organism in Eukaryota, Metazoa, Chordata, Aves, Anseriformes, Anatidae. The transcript is spliced from 16 exons.